GUUAAAAAUCGGAUGAAGACGCUUCCAUUCCAUCUUUUUAAAUUCCAAACUGCUCUUUCUCCGCCAUUUUCGGUUGUUGGUGUCGCAGUGGUGAACCGUUAUUGACUCGUUAAAAUCAACAACGAUAGUCUACUAUUACAUUAUUUAAUUUGACAAGACUCCAAACUGCAAAAAGAAGAUGUCCACCGAGCAGGCCGAGAUCAUUACGGUGACCGAGAAAGCAGUCCAGCUGCCGCCGCCGGAGCAGCAGCAGCCGCCGCCGGGCGAAGUGAAUGGAAAAAUCAAGCUUGAGCUCAAUUCAGGCAGGAAGGAGAGACCCCAGAAGAGAGGUGGAGGUGGUCGCUUCGAACCCUAUGGAAACGUGAACAAGCGAUACAGGGUUUUCGUCAGCAACAUCCCAUACGACGUCAAAUGGCAGGCCCUCAAAGACUUGAUGAAAGAGAAAGUGGGUGAGGUAACGUACGUGGAACACUUAAUGGACACAGAAGGCAAAUCGAGGGGUUGCGCUGUUGUUGAGUUCAGGACCGAAGAGCUGAUGAAGAAAGCCGUGGACAAAGUCAACAAGCACAAUCUCAAUGGACGUCCCCUUAAAGUGAAAGAAGACCCUGAUGGUGUGAUUGCUCAGAGAGAAAUCAACAAGACUCAAGGUGGAGGACAUCCAGGAGGCCAUGGUGGAAUGGGGGGAAUGGGCAACAUGGGAGGCAUGGGAGUAAUGGGGGGAAUGGAUCGCAUUAACAUGGAGCGAAUGGGCCCAGGACCAGGAAAUGGCAACGUUAACAUUCCUCCUAGCCUGAUGAACAACCCCAACAUCCCCAACGAGGUCAUCCACGGUCUCCAGGCCGGCAGGAUUGGCAGCACUGUCUUUGUGGCUAAUCUGGACUACAAAGUGGGCUGGAAGAAGCUGAAGGAGGUUUUCAGCAUGGCAGGCAUCGUGGUGAGGGCCGACAUCCUGGAGGACAAGGAUGGGAAAAGCAGGGGCAUGGGCACAGUCACAUUCGAUAUGCCCAUUGAAGCAGUCCAAGCUGUCUCCAUGUUCAAUGGACAGCUUUUAUUCAACAGACUGAUGCACGUCAAACUGGAUGAGAAAUCCCUGCCCAAAGAUUUUGGACCACCUGAGAGAGCUUCUUCUGCUCUUCCCCGUGGCCUGAGUGGCAUUGGCCUGGGUCUGGGACCUAAUGGCCAGCCCAUUGAUGCGACCCAACUGAAUAGAGGAGGAGGAGGAGGAGGAGGAGGUGGCGGAGGAAUGGGCAACAUGGGCCCUGGAGGAAUGGAUGGAAUGGGCUUUGGCAACAUGGGCGGUCGUAUGGGAGGCGGCAGUGGUGGGGGAGACUUCCCAUCUGUUCCAGGAAUGGACAACUUUGGAGGAAUGAACAACAUGGAGCGUUUCGGUUCUUCCGGGAUGGGCCGGGCUAACGAGAUGGAGCGUGGGAUUGGUGGUGCUUUUGAGAGGGAGUUUGGGCGGAAUGAUAUGGGAAUGUCUCGCAAUAAUUUUGGAGAGUCGUUUGAAAGAGGAAUGGGAAACUCCCAGGGUAUGGACCGCAUGAGUUCUGGUAUGGACCGCAUGGGAGGCGGCAUGGAGCGCAUGGGAGGCGGCAUGGAGCGCAUGGGAGGAAUGGACAGGAUGGAGCGCGGGUCUGACCUGGAGAGGAUCGGCUCUGGGUUCGACCGCAUGGGCUCAGGGAUGGAUCGUCUGGGACCCAGUAUGGACCGGCUCGGACCCGGCCUGGACCGCAUGAGUUCCAGCAUGGACCGCCUGGGCCCGGCUGGAUUUGACCGCCUUGGCCCCUCCGGAUUGGAUCGCAUGGGUUCUGGCCUGGACUUCAGCUCCCCGAUGGGAAUGGAUCGCAUGAGCAACACCGGCAUCGACAGAAUGCCCACCAGCUUCGACCGCAUCGGCUCCACUGGAGGAAUCGACCGCUUCCCCUCCGGCGGGAUGGACCGCAUGAACUCCGGCGGCAUGGACCGCAUGGGGUCCGGCAGCGUCGGCGGGCAGUUUGACCGCUCUGCAGACGUGGAGCGUGGGUUCGCAGGGAACUCCUUCGGAGGAGCUGGAGGUCCUGGAGCUGGUGGUGGAGGCGGCGGCAACAACAACAACAACAACAUCAGGAAGGGAUGCCAGAUCUUUGUCAGAAAUCUGCCCUUCGACUUCAACUGGAAGAUGCUGAAGGAUACCUUCAACACAUGUGGCAUGGUUCAGUAUGCUGAUAUCAAGAUGGAGAACGGCAAGUCUAAGGGCUGCGGCGUGGUUCGCUUCGACACCCCAGAAACUGCCGAGCGCGUCUGCAGGACCAUGAACGGCUACCGGCUGAACGGCAGAGAAAUCGAUGUUAGAAUCGAUAGAAAUGCAUAAACGAUCUGUCUGUUGCGUCUUCCAUUCAUCUAGUUCCUCGUGUCCAAAUGCCCUUUAUGAUCUGAUUUUCCCAUCAGCAUUUUCAUAUCAUAUCCACUUAGAUAUUUGUAAGGGUGACAAAUGUUUUUUUUAGUUGUUAGUUGUGAAAGUGUUUUAGUUUUUGCUAAAAUGUACUUGAUUUUUUUUUUU
Gymnodraco acuticeps is the source of this 2539-nucleotide messenger RNA. RefSeq names its product heterogeneous nuclear ribonucleoprotein M (gene hnrnpm). Bases 179 to 2350 code for a protein of 723 amino acids. NCBI's taxonomy places the organism in Eukaryota, Metazoa, Chordata, Actinopteri, Perciformes, Bathydraconidae. Gene Ontology annotation, biological process: alternative mRNA splicing, via spliceosome; regulation of mRNA stability involved in response to oxidative stress. The record is from RefSeq and is a predicted model, not a curated record. Gene Ontology annotation, molecular function: mRNA binding. The transcript has 16 exons. Gene Ontology annotation, cellular component: post-mRNA release spliceosomal complex; cytoplasm; nucleus.